Molecule: messenger RNA, 597 nt
Organism: Fibroporia radiculosa
Lineage: Eukaryota; Fungi; Basidiomycota; Agaricomycetes; Polyporales; Fibroporiaceae
Exons: 3
Coding region: 1-597 (198 amino acids)
Source: RefSeq, a predicted model, not a curated record
AUGCCCUUCUCGACUCGCAAGCGUCUCCAGUCUGGAAAUCCUACGGACGCAUUCAACAAACGCCGGCCGCCAAAUGUUAGAUUGGAUCCGGAUCCACCUAGGGCCUAUAACAAUGACCAGCUUGCAGACCCUUCAUUUUGGGUCGAGAUCCCACUCCAGUCAUCAUCCGACGACUCCGGCCAUACCUCGAGUUGCCGCUAUGUCAUACCGGAAGACGAGGUAGUGGAGACCGAUUUUUUGGAAGUUCCUGAUGAGACACCCGCAGAUGAAGACGGCGGUUUAGACGAGGUCCCAGUCCGCAAACUUAUGGAUUUCACUAUUUAUCAUUUCCAAACGCAUCAGCUCGUUAAUGCUACUCUACUUAUGAACUUAGAUCAUGGAGACGACACAGUGCACUGCUUCGGCGCCUCAGGUCUCGUUGCGUCAUACGCUGAAGACGACGCAGACGAAGUGGAAUUAGAAAGUCAACACAGCAACUCUGAUAAUUUCGAUGACGAGCCUGAGGCGCGGCCGCGAGUCAAACUAGGUCACAUUCUUGAAUUUGAUGUCCACCAUGUUUCCACGGCUUCAUCCAAUAAGCUGCACUGUGAUCCGUAA